AUGUUGAGAUUUCUGGUGCCAUGGGCGCUGCCAUGGCUGGCAUCAUCAGAUGUAUCGCCCACUGGGAUGCCUACGUGUCCUUGUACAGAAUGGGCCAAUCUGGAAAACUAUCGCGUUGGGGAUGUGAUUCGGUAUACGCCCAAAGGGCAGAGCACUGGAUACGACUAUCCCCUGAACUAUGGGAACUUGGAGUGCAAGGCACAUGACCAGGGUCUACAGCCCUUCUGUCAUGUUGAAUCACCCCCUGCUUGGUGUGCGCAAAAAUGGUGCUAUGUGGACAAGAGCGCAUGCACCGGUGCAGUUCCAUACCGAAGUCAGCUGUUCGAGAAUUCCGACACCUACUACAGCUACCAGACCUGUGGAGAGUCGAAUCAGUUCAACACGUGGAUUCAGAGCAACGCCGCUUCUGCAGCGAGUGAAGUAACUGAGCUGCUGGACGUUGUGCUGGGAUACUUGUGGAGCACUCGAGACCGAGUGGAGACCGAGCAAAGCGUGUUGAGCCAAGUUCGGGGCUGCGAGUUUAAGGAUCAAUGUCCGUGUUUGGAAUGCUCCCAUCAGAGCAACAUUUGGAAGAUGAAGACAGACUUCAGCAGUGUGGGGGUGAAUGCCAGAGAUGACAGCUUCGGGUGCCUGGCACGGCCGGUCUCCCAGAGCUAUAUGAAUGUGGCAGCCAAGGAGGGGGAACCCAUGGAGCGUGUGGGCUACAUCUAUUUUUCAGAUCAUGCCAGCGGAAGCUAUUUGGGAUGGCCGGCUGUGGAGUGGUGUCAGGCAGAUGACUACGACCCACGUUUGCGUCCGUGGUACUCCUCAGGCUCUACAGGGCCCAAGGACGUGGUCAUCGUCAUCGACGUCAGCGGUUCCAUGCAAACCGCGGGACGCUACGUGAAGGCAAAGCAGGCAGCCAAGGCCUUGAUCGACACCUUGGAGUGGAAGGAUUUUGCAGACAUCAUCCUUUUCAACAAUGGCAUUUCAGCUCAGUUUUCCUCCGAACGGCUGGUGCCAAUGUUUGAUGAGAGGCGAAAAGCUGCGAAGUCAUGGCUGGAGAAUCAGCAGUUUGCAAGUGGUGGGACAAACUUCAAGGCAGCCUUGGAAGCUGCUUUCGAUGUCAUCAGCAGGAGCGUCAGUUCAGGCGACACUUCAAUGUGCCAAAAGGCCAUCCUGUUCUUGACGGAUGGCGAAGCGGAGUUUUCGGACGGGGACUUUGCCUGGACCCGCAGACAGGCCGAACAGCUCAGUGUUGCCGUGUUCACGUAUGCUCUUGGUUCUGGCGCUGAUGCCACCAUCACCAAGCGCUUAGCCUGUGAGAACAAAGGCAUUUUCUAUCAGCUCCAAGACGGCGUCGACCUCUCCAAGGUGAUGUCAAGAUACUACGAGUACUUUGCCGCUGGUGUUGAAAUUUGCACUCCUUCGUUCACACGAUACAAGGAUGCGGUCACCGAUGCGGAGCUGUGGCCUGCUUGUUUGCCUGCCUACGACCGAUCUUCGGAGAAAGGGCUAUUGGGCGUCAGCUGCUUUGAUUUGAACGUCAUGGUUGAUCCUGCGACUAUGGAGUCACAAGACUAUUAUGACAACUUUGUCUGCAAAGUCUCAGAUCUGACCAAGCAAUGUCGCCAGCUGGAUCUGAAUGACUGUCGUCUCGAGAAGCUGCGAGCUGCUGUGGGGCCAGCAUCGAUCUGCUCGGCCUUGACUUUUUCUUCUCUCCCGUCCACUUGCGAAUGUGCAGAUCCUGCUUGCCAAGACAAUGAGGACUGGCUGGACGAGAAGGGCUACUUCUGUGACACCUGGGUUGGUGACAACUGCUACGGAGCAAUGGAGGAUUGGGGCUAUUCCGCCGCUGGCCAGCAAGCUGUCUUGGCGCAGUGCAAACGAUCUUGUGGCAUAUGCCCUCAGACUAGCUCCUGUCAAGCGGGGCAGUGCCAGCUGACACCGAACAAGAUUUCCAGUACUGGAUGUCGAAAAGAGCGGACGGACAAGGUGUCCCCAAGUCUGAUCGUGACCGAGUGGACCAGCUUUUCUGGACCCGCGAGCUCAGCUCUUGGUGGCGGACUUUGGCUCCAAGUGGCUCUCGUCGUUGUGAGCGCCGCACCGGGAUGA
Messenger RNA from Durusdinium trenchii, 2094 nucleotides. Lineage: Eukaryota; Dinophyceae; Suessiales; Symbiodiniaceae. The record is from the annotation of a GenBank genome assembly.